GAGGUCGAUCCUUCCAACAGUGCGCCAGUGUUGACCGCAAAAAAACUGAAGGACAGCGUCGAGGCCCAGCGUGUGGUGGAGUUCUAUGCCAAGGAUUGUCCACAUAGCCAGGCCUUAGAGCCAAUCUGGAAGUCGGCAGAGAAGGAUUGGAAAGCAGCCAACCAUGAUGCAAAGUUGAUUUGGCAGCAGAAGGAAUGCUACACCACAGAUUGGAAGAAAGGGAAAGACUUCAAGGAGUGCCAGGAGGAAGGCAUCGAGUCGUUUCCCACCAUCAAGUACUACUACGGCAAGAAGGAUCAGUUUGGUGAGGAGAUCCUGGAACAUAGCGACAAAGACCGGCUCUUGGACUUCGUCGAGAGCCGAGCGGAUCCCCAGGCUUGGGAUCAGAAGACUGCAGCCUUCGGACUUACGCCGGAGCAAGAAGAUGCAGGUUUGAGUGCAUCUUGGGGUGAUGGACAAUACAUGCAGCCGGCCGUUCGCUAUGGUGGUGGCCGGGUCGUGGAUUACUUCUCCCAAGACUGUGUGCAUUGCAAGCACCUGAAGCCAGUGUGGAAGAACGCACAGCACAUGUGGGCUGAGAAGCAUCCCGGUGCAAAGAACGUGGAGUGGGAGGAGAAGGAGUGCUUCGGAGCACGAUGGGAGCCUGGGAAGGACUAUGGUGAGUGCCAGACGCAGGGCAUUCAUAGCUUCCCCACGGUGCGGUUCCAUCCCUACAACUCGGAGGACUUCGAGGACUUCACCGCUCAACGCACCGCCAAGAACUUGUUGAACUUUGUGGAAGACCGGGCGCAAGCCCCCGAUGGGGCGGAUGCAGCAGUUCCGCCGGCCGCACCAGCGGAAGUGCCAGCGCCUGUGGUGGCAGCCAAGGCGCCGUCUGAGGUGAAGCACACGGAUGCGACUCAUGAAAGUCAUGAGAAGCACGCGCCUCAGGAGCCGCAUGAGUCGCAUGAGGCUGACAGAGUCCCGGCCGAGUCCGAGUCCAUCAAGAAGCCCACGAGUCCGUCGAUGAAGGGUGAGGUCGCCAAAGUGGCUGCGCAGGUCGAUGAUCUGAAAGGACCUGAGCAGGCCAUGCUGCCCUUGCCAGCGCCCUUUGCACCUCCCGUCCAAUGCAGACGUUUGAAGGACUUCCUUUGAGCGUUUAGCCGGAGAGAGGACACGCAGGUUCGUCAAAAAAAAGCGCAGGUUCGCCUUUGAUCGUGUUCCUCCGAAGAAGACCAAUGAAAAGAUCAAGGAGCACACCAAUGUGCACAGAAGAUGAAUAUCACCCCGCCUGAAGAUGGAAUGGCCAGGAUUUGAUGUUUUUGCAUUGUAGAGUCGGUUUCCGUGGGAAACAUGUGUUUGCUGCUUCUCGCUUCCAGAGCGUUGCACAAAAGUGCAACAAACUUUAAGAAUGUUU
Durusdinium trenchii is the source of this 1396-nucleotide messenger RNA. NCBI's taxonomy places the organism in Eukaryota, Dinophyceae, Suessiales, Symbiodiniaceae. The record is from the annotation of a GenBank genome assembly.